AUGGCGUCGUUUUUGGAAAAUGCAUACAGUUUGAUCCAUCUGGACAAUACUGCGGAUCAGCCCUCCGUGCAGGAGUUGAAAUUGCAGCUGGAGAAGGGCACCGAUGAGACGAAGUUGGACACAAUGAGACAGAUCAUUACGAUCAUGCUCAAUGGAGAUCCUCUCUCUCAACUCCUGAUGCACAUCAUUCGCUUUGUGAUGCCGUCGCGGAGCAAGCCUCUCAAGAAACUGCUAUAUUUCUACUACGAAAUCUGUCCCAAACUCGACGCGAAUGGCAAGCUCAAGCAAGAGAUGAUCCUGGUGUGUAACGGCAUUCGUAAUGACCUUCAGCACCCCAACGAGUACGUUCGAGGCAACACACUUCGCUUCCUCUGCAAGCUCCGAGAGCCGGAACUCAUCGAACCCCUCCUUUCAUCCGCACGCUCGUGCUUGGAACACCGCCAUGCCUACGUGAGAAAGAACGCCGUCUGGGCCGUCGCCUCUAUUUUCCAGCAUUCGGAAUCCCUCAUCCCGGACGCCCCCGAACUCAUCCAAACAUUCCUCGACACCGAGACCGACGGCACAUGCAAGCGCAAUGCCUUUGCGGCUUUGAUGUCUAUCAGCCACCAGAAGGCCCUGGAAUACCUGGCUUCGACAUUCGACAGUAUUCCGAACACUGAUGAACUCCUUCAGCUGGUGGAGCUUGAAUUCAUUCGCAAGGAUGCGGUCCAGAACACGCAGAACAAGGCGAGAUAUUUGCGAUUGAUCUUCGAUCUUCUUGAUGCGUCGACGAGCACCGUCAUUUACGAAGCUGCGACGUCCCUCACGGCACUCACCAGUAACCCCGUUGCUGUGAAGGCUGCAGCGGGCAAAUUGAUUGAACUUGCCAUUCGGGAGGCCGACAACAACGUCAAGCUGAUCGUUCUCGAUCGGGUUGACCAACUACGGAUUCGCAAUGAGGGUGUUCUAGAUGAUCUCACCAUGGAGAUCCUGCGUGUUCUCACGAGUCCGGAUAUCGACGUUCGACGCAAGGCCUUGAGCAUUGCGCUGGAAAUGGUCACCAGCAAGAAUGUGGAAGAGAUCGUCAUGCUCCUCAAGAAGGAACUUGCAAAGACGGUUGACGAGCAGUAUGAAAAGAACAGCGAAUAUCGUCAACUCAUUAUCCAGUCUAUUCACACCUGCGCCAUCAAGUUUUCGGAAAUUGCCGCCAGCGUGGUCGACCUUCUGAUGGACUUCAUUGCGGACUUUAACAACAACUCGGCCGUCGACGUUAUUUCUUUCGUCAAGGAGGUCGUGGAGAAAUUCCCCGGGUUGCGGGCCUCUAUCGUCGACCGCUUGGUGUCCACAUUGAGCGAGGUCCGUGCCGGCAAGGUCUACCGUGGCGUUCUGUGGGUCGUCGGAGAGUACUCCCUGGAGGAGAAGGAUAUCCGUGAGGCUUGGAAGCGUAUCAGAGCCAGCCUGGGCGAAAUCCCUAUUCUGGCAUCGGAGCAGCGUCUGCUCGAAGAAGUUCCCGACGAGCAUGUGAUCCAAGAACAAGUCAACGGCCAUUCUAAGUCAUCGGCGCCCUCGGGGUCGCGAAAGGUCCUGGCCGACGGUACUUAUGCGACUGAGAAUGCCCUGACCAGCCAGUCUGCAGCGGCCGCCAGGCUCGAGGCCGUCAAGGCUGCCCAAAAACCUCCUCUCCGUCAACUCAUCCUGGACGGCGAUUUCUACUUGGCUACGGUUCUUUCUUCCACACUGACCAAGCUGGUGAUGCGCCACUCCGAGGUUUCUCAGGAUGCCGCUCGAACUAACGCUCUGCGUGCGGAAGCGAUGCUGAUCAUGAUCUCGAUCAUCCGUGUUGGCCAGUCUCACUUCGUCAAGGCCCCCAUCGACGAAGACUCCGUGGACCGCAUCAUGUGCUGCGUGCGCUCUCUCGCCGAAUUCUCGCAGAAGAAGGAUCUGGAGACCUCCUUCCUGGAAGACACGCGGAAAGCGUUCCGUGCGAUGGUCCAGGUCGAGGACAAGAAACGGGAGGCAAAGGAAGCCUCCGAAAAGGCCAAGAGCGCCGUCCAGAUCGACGACGCCAUCCCCAUCCGCCAAUUCACCAAGAAGAACGAAGCAGAGGGCGCAGAGGAGAUCGAGCUCGACCUCGCCAAGGCCACCGGCGGUGACUCGACAGUGGAAACUGUUUCUUCGAAACUGAGCCGGGUGGUGCAACUGACUGGCUUUUCGGAUCCCGUCUACGCCGAAGCCUACGUCACCGUUCACCAGUUUGACAUCGUACUUGAUGUGCUUCUGGUCAACCAGACCCUGGAGACCCUGCAGAACCUGUCGGUCGAGUUCGCCACUCUGGGAGAUCUGAAGGUCGUCGAGCGACCGGCCACGCACAACCUCGGACCCCGCGAUUUCUUGAACGUGCAGGCUACGAUCAAGGUGUCGUCGACGGAUACCGGGGUGAUCUUCGGUAACAUCGUGUACGACGGCGCCAGCUCGACGGAAACGCACGUUGUCAUCCUGAACGACAUCCAUGCCGACAUCAUGGACUACAUCCAGCCCGCCCACUGCACCGAGACCCAGUUCCGUACGAUGUGGACCGAAUUCGAGUGGGAGAACAAGGUGAACAUCAACUCCAAGGCGAAGGAUCUCCGCGAAUUCCUCAAGCAGCUCAUGGAGAGCACCAACAUGGCCUGCUUGACACCGGACGCCUCGCUGAAGGGCGAUUGCCGCUUCUUGAGUGCUAACCUAUAUGCCCGGAGUGUAUUUGGCGAGGACGCUUUGGCGAACCUGAGCAUCGAGAAGGAGGGCGAUGACGGGCCGAUCACCGGUUUUGUGCGGAUAAGAAGUCGGUCGCAGGGACUGGCGCUGAGCCUGGGAUCCCUCAAGGGCCUCAAGGCUUCGACCGCGUAA
Aspergillus melleus is the source of this 2868-nucleotide messenger RNA. It is a transcript of the gene SEC26, whose product is annotated as coatomer subunit beta. Gene Ontology annotation, cellular component: cytoplasm; COPI vesicle coat. Gene Ontology annotation, biological process: intra-Golgi vesicle-mediated transport; endoplasmic reticulum to Golgi vesicle-mediated transport; intracellular protein transport. The transcript is spliced from 5 exons. Gene Ontology annotation, molecular function: structural molecule activity. The record is from RefSeq and is a predicted model, not a curated record. The coding region runs from base 1 to 2868 and encodes 955 amino acids. Lineage: Eukaryota; Fungi; Ascomycota; Eurotiomycetes; Eurotiales; Aspergillaceae.